Messenger RNA from Rotaria sordida, 2043 nucleotides. NCBI's taxonomy places the organism in Eukaryota, Metazoa, Rotifera, Eurotatoria, Philodinida, Philodinidae. The record is from the annotation of a GenBank genome assembly.
AUGACUACUGAAAAACAAGAAAAAAUUGACGAACAAAUUCGUCCAUUAUAUGCUGAAUUACAAAAAUAUGGACAAACACAAGAUUGGGAUCGAGCAUUGAAAACUACACGAAAAAUAUUGGGUAUUUCAAGUAAUGAAAAAAAAGCAACACAUUGUAAAAUAGUUUGUUUAAUGCAACUUGAUAAAUUCGAUGAAGCAUUAAAUACUAUUGUGAAAAAUGCAAUUGAUACAGCAGAUUUAUUUUUUGAACGUGCUUAUUGUGAAUAUCGUCUUAAUCGUAUUGAAGAUGCUUAUAAUACAUUAAAAAGUAUUGAUAGAGAAUUAAAUGAACGUGAACAAGAACUUCUUGCUCAAGUGCUUUUUAAACUUGAAAAAUAUAAUGAAUGUGUUGGAUAUUAUCGUUCAUUACUUAAAAAUAAUCAGGAUGAAUAUCAAUCAACACGUCAUGCAAAUUUUAUUGCUGCUUUAGCAACUUGGAAAUUAACAGAUUCUUCAAGCAAAAUUCAAAUGGAAUCCAAUGAUUUAAGUGAUGAAACAUAUGAUACAACAUACAAUUCAGCAUGUGUUCUUCUUAGUUCGGGUCAAUAUGUUGAAGCAGAAGUAAAACUUCGAAAGGCUGAUGCUCAAUGUCGACGUGAAUUGGAAGAAGAAGGAGAUAUGAAUGAAGAUGAAAUAUUACGUGAAACUGCAAAUAUUCGAGUACAAUUAGCCUAUUGUCUUCAACAACAAGAUAAAAAUGUCGAAGCAUUAACACUCUACAAUGACGUACUCAAAUCAAAACCAACAGACUUAGCUAUUAUUGCAGUUGCUUCAAAUAAUUUAGCUGUACUUAAUCGUGAUCAAAAUUUAUUUGAUUCACGUAAACGUAUAAAAGUAGCAACAGCACCUGAAACUGAACCAAAAUUAAAUGCUUUUCAAAAGAAAAUUGUUCAAGUUAACGAAGCAUUAUUAGCUAUUCACACGGGACAGCAUGAGACCGCUCGACGUAUUCUUGAUAAUAUGGUAGAAAAAAAUGCUAAUACUGAUGACAGUAUUCCAUUAGCAAAAGUAUCAUUAUUAAUGAAAGAAAAAAAAUUAUCUGAAGCAACUCAAUUAUUACAAGAAUUUAUUGAAAGUGAUAAACAACGACGUAUUUCACUUUAUUGUCGUUUGACAUAUGUUCAACUUCUUCUUUCACAAGGAAAAGUUCAUCAAGCAUGUGAUUAUUUAAGAAGUGAUGAUGAAUUAUUAGUUAAACCGGGCAUUGUAGCAACAUUAGUUACACUUUAUAAUUAUUUAGAAGAUUCAAAAUCUGCUGCACAAGUUCUUAAUGAAGCUGUUGAUCGUUUAUAUAAUCUUGAUCGAACUAAAGGAAAAAAUUCACGUGCACUUGCAUAUUUAAUUAAACAAAAUAUAAUUUAUCAAGAAAAACAAGGCAAUGGAAAACGAGUUACUGAAAUGCUUGAAAUUCUUCAUAAACUUUAUCCAAAUGAUACAAAUACAUUAUCAAAAUUAAUUGUUCAUUAUUUAAAAUCAGAUCCUGAACGAGCUAAUUUAUUAGCACAAAAAUUACCAUCAAUUAAACAAUUAGCUGAAGGUAUUGAUGUUGAUAUGCUUGAAUCAACAUUUGGUAAACGAGUACCAAAAGCAGAAAAAACAAUUGAAAAAAUAAAAGUAGGUGAUUCAAGUUCAACAACAACUACAACAGUAACAACGGCUACAACAAAACAAAAGAAAAAACGAAAACGAAAAGCUCAUUUACCAAAGAAAUAUGAUCCAUUAUCGAAACCUGAUCCUGAACGUUGGUUACCAUUACGUGAACGUUCAUAUUAUCGUGGUAAAAGAGGAAAACGUGGUAAACAAGCUGCUGUUGGCAAAGGUACACAAGGUGCAGUUGGAUCGGAUCAAUCAGCUACUACUACUAUAACAACAUCAACAGGAGCUCAAAGAUCUAUGCCAUCAUCAAAAACAACACCAGGUGCAUCGGGUUCGACAUCAACUCAACCAAAACCAACGCCACCACCAGGCAAAUCCGCUGCGGCUAAGAGAAAAGGAAGACGUUAA